AAAAAAAAAAAAAAAAAAAAUCAUGCGAUUGGUAAAUCAAGUACUAUAGCCAUAGAAAGCCUAGGGUGUAAAUCUUAUGCUCUGUCUCUCGAAUAUUAUUUCUUUGUAUUACAUGUACAUUCAUUAUGUAUGAUUUAAUAUAGUCCUUAAAGUUAAUUUCGGAUCUAUAUACCAUGACAUCAAAAUAAGAGCACCACUGCAGGUUCUGUAUUUACGUUCCAAUGAUUUUCGAAGUUGAGGAGAAAGGAAGAAGUAGUAGUUAGUUUGCAGUUAGUUAAUAGCGGAACUCGAUCGAGCUCCAUGGAUCGCCCAUGACAUCGAAGGAGACGUCGACGACGAAGAGGCUAUGGUGGGUUCCCGGGCCGCUGAUCAUCGGCGCGGGGCCGUCGGGACUGGCGACCGCCGCUUGCCUGAAGGAUAGAGGCGUCCCCUACCUCGUGCUCGAGAAGGACUGCUGCAUCGCCGCGUCGUGGAAGCUGCGCACCUACGAGCGGCUCAAGCUGCACCUCCCGAAGCACUUCUGCGAGCUCCCGCUCAUGCCGUUCCCGCAGCACUUCCCCACGUACCCAACGAAGCAGCAGUUCAUCAGCUACCUCGAGUGCUACGCGAAGCGCUUCGCCGUCGAGCCGCUGUUCGGCGCGAGGGUCGACCGCGCGGAGCGCGACGCCUCGCUCGGGCUCUGGCGGGUGCGCGCGGGGGAGUCGGAAUUCAUCUCCCGGUGGCUCGUGGUGGCGACGGGGGAGAAUGCGGAGGCGGUGACGCCGGAGAUCGGCGGCGUCGCGGAGUUCCGGGGGAGAGUCAUGCACACGAGCUGUUAUAGGAAGGGGGAUGAUUUCACCGGGGAGAAGGUUUUGGUUGUGGGCUGUGGGAACUCUGGGAUGGAGGUGAGCUUGGAUCUAUGUAACAAUGGUGCUCAUCCCUCUAUGGUUGUUAGAGACAAGUUGCACGUGCUACCGAGAGAGAUAUUUGGGAUCUCCACAUUUGGGCUCUCAGUGUGGCUACUGAAAUGGCUCCCAACGAGAUAUGUUGAUUGGUUCCUCCUCUUAUGCGCGAGAAUAACACUUGGGGACACGGAGAAAUACGGGCUCAAAAGGCCAAAGGUUGGGCCCCUGCAGCUCAAGAGCACAACUGGGAAGACCCCUGUGCUUGAUGUUGGGACUCUUGCAAAGAUCAAAAGCGGGCACAUCAAGGUGGUCCCGAACAUAAACCGGUUUACGGAUAAAGGCGUGGAGUUUGUGGAUGGCAGGAAAGAAGAGUUCAACUCUGUUAUUCUAGCUACUGGGUAUAAAAGCAAUGUGCCAUCCUGGCUCAAGGAUGAAGAAUUCUUCAACAAGAACGACGGUUUCCCGAAGACGCGAUUCCCGAACAGUUGGAAAGGCGAGAACGGGCUUUAUGCCACCGGUUUCACGCAAAGAGGGCUCAUGGGGGCAUCCAUUGAUGCACGCAAAAUAGCUGAGGACAUUGCCACCCAGUGGAAUUCGAAACCGAAGCAUCUUCCUUGUGGAUUACUGUAGAUUAAUAUUAUUAGGGAUAAAAAUAACUUGUCCUUAAUUUCGUUUGAAAAGUUAAUUAGAUAUAAUUAAAGCUUUUAACUUCACACUCUAAUAAAGGAGAAGUUAAAGCAUUCUUGUCAUCUUG
Messenger RNA from Ananas comosus (pineapple), 1638 nucleotides. Its product is annotated as indole-3-pyruvate monooxygenase YUCCA2-like. The coding region runs from base 312 to 1514 and encodes 400 amino acids. The record is from RefSeq and is a predicted model, not a curated record. Gene Ontology annotation, molecular function: monooxygenase activity; flavin adenine dinucleotide binding. The transcript is spliced from 4 exons. NCBI's taxonomy places the organism in Eukaryota, Viridiplantae, Streptophyta, Magnoliopsida, Poales, Bromeliaceae.